AUGACUUCUGACGACUUUCGCCCCGCCGACCUCUUGCCGUCGCUGGAGCCUCUAGUGCAGGCCAAGCGACCCGACGUACUAACACUUUCACCGCGCAUCGCUUUCACUGCUCCAUCUCAGGAUUCUGCCUCGCCAAAGACGCAGCAGUGGAUCUCCACAACACACGUCUACCCUGCAGCAUGGCCUCGAUCGCACGUCCGUUCGGCCAAGUCAGACAUCUACGAAGCCAACAUCCCGAAUAGCUAUGGUCUCGGCCCCCUGCCCUCGGAUCCGCAAGCGGCAAAAGCCGAACAGAGGCGGCGAAGAGAGGUCGACUUUGACCACUGGCUCCAAAUUUGCGGAGGCAAGGAGAAGGAGGAUCAGAUCAAGCUGAUGCGCUCGCUUCGGGAGGGAUGCUCCAAGUCCGGACAUACAGCCAGAAUCACAGAGGCGAGAACGGCGAACGAGGUGCAGCUCUGGAAUACUGUCAACCGCAUCGUCCCAGCUGCACUCGACCAUGAUGACGCGCCAAGCGCGAAGGCAAAGGAUACGAGGGAAGGCAUCACUCUGAUUAUGGCCCACGCUAACGGCUUCCACAAGGAGAUCUUCGAGCCUGCGAUAGAAGCGUUCAUCCAAAAGCUUCAGGGCGAACAAGUGCGCGGCAAGUACAGAAUAGACGAAAUCUGGGUGUUUGAUUGUACUCAUUCUGGUCAAGCUGCGAGCAUCAAUCGUGACGUGCUCGGAGAUGUGAUCAACUGGGCCGACCACCCGCGAGACGUGCUCAAGUUCCUCGAGCACUAUCUGCCCGAGACACCUUGCGACCCCUCCGCACCUCCGACGUGGCUUCCAACAUUCCUUCCCUCGCACAAAGCUUCGUCACCGAAAUCGAAACGGCGACUCAUGGGGCUCGGACACUCGUUCGGCGGCGCUUCGCUCACCUUCCUGCUCCACGCUCGACCGCGCAUGUUCGAAGGCCUCAUGCUCGUCGACCCCGCCAUCGUCCACUUUGACGACGAAAAGGAGAUCGACAUUCCCUUCUUCGCGCCGCUCCACGAAGUCCCGCUCGCUCGAGGCGCUAUCGCACGCAAAGACACCUUCGACUCGCUCCCGGACGCAGAGGCCUACUUCAAGUCGAAACCCUUCUUCCAAGCCUGGCACCCGCGCGUACUUGAACUGCAUCUGCGAUUUGGCCUUCGACCAUCCACCAUACCCGCAGCGCGUGCGCUGGCGUCAGAAGACCUGCACGAGAACGACCUCAAACGCACGCCGCUCGAGCUGAACAACACCAAAUGGCACGAGGCCGCCGCAUUCUGCUCGACUUGGAUGAGCAUGAUCGGUAAAAGAGGCAUGUUGACGACGGAUCAUGGCGCUUGGAUCGGGUUCGUCAACAUGAAGGGCGGCUUCAACAACAGAUCGCUUGCCGCGGACAUUGAUGCGUUGGAGCGCGGGGUCAGCUUCACGAUCGAGGGAAACCAUCUCGUUGCUCAGGAGGAGCCAGAGGCGUUGGCUGAAGCACUUGUCAAGGUGCUCGAGACACAGUCGGAUUCGCAGAAGCUGAAGGAGGAGAAGCUGCGUAGACAAGUAGGGAAGACGAAGUUGUGA
This is a messenger RNA of Kalmanozyma brasiliensis GHG001, 1581 nucleotides long. RefSeq lists its product as uncharacterized. The transcript has a single exon. Lineage: Eukaryota; Fungi; Basidiomycota; Ustilaginomycetes; Ustilaginales. The record is from RefSeq and is a predicted model, not a curated record. Bases 1 to 1581 code for a protein of 526 amino acids.